AUGUCUGACCCUUUCUCUGUUGGAAGCAGUGCGCUGGGCGUCAUAUCGUUAGGCCUGACAGUAUGUCAAGGCCUAAUCUCCUACUUUUCGGCUCUGAAAGGCCAAGAUCAAUAUCUUGACAGCCUCACGGUACGAGUCGAAGGUCUCAAAGAUUGCCUUACCAUCCUCCAACGAGCUCUGCCUUCGUGGAGGAGCCAUACAGCCAACGCAGCUUCCCGGAUCGACCAUUCAAUCAGCGAGUGUCGUUCGCAGAUAUUAUCUCUCGAAGCCAAGCUCACCGAUCUACAGCGAACACAUGGUCCUUCGCUUGUACACGACAAACUUCGACACCUCACACGCAAGGCCAUCUUUCCCUUCAAGAAGGACGCCUUGGUGGAGUUGUCUAGCACAGUUGAUGGACUACAGCAGAAUCUGCACACGAUUCUUCAGAUUGCAAAUUUGCAAGUCGAAAGCCUAUUUUUGCUUGGUCGCAAAUGCAGCUAA
Molecule: messenger RNA, 483 nt
Organism: Fonsecaea multimorphosa CBS 102226
Lineage: Eukaryota; Fungi; Ascomycota; Eurotiomycetes; Chaetothyriales; Herpotrichiellaceae
Exons: 1
Coding region: 1-483 (160 amino acids)
Source: RefSeq, a predicted model, not a curated record